Messenger RNA from Poecilia reticulata (guppy), 1261 nucleotides. RefSeq lists its product as uncharacterized. Lineage: Eukaryota; Metazoa; Chordata; Actinopteri; Cyprinodontiformes; Poeciliidae. Gene Ontology annotation, cellular component: external side of plasma membrane. The record is from RefSeq and is a predicted model, not a curated record. Gene Ontology annotation, biological process: regulation of cytokine production; T cell receptor signaling pathway. Gene Ontology annotation, molecular function: signaling receptor binding.
UUUCCAAAGAAAGACGGUGUAACUUCAGAGUUUUGAGCGGACAGUGAACGCAGCAGAAGCUCCGCCCCCUCGGCAGGUGCACUCCACACCUUGUCCGGCUGGUUUCAUCAGGUGGAGACAAAUAGUUGCAGAAAGGUAAGUUUGACUGAAAACAACGAUUGGUUAUAACUUUUAAAGCUUCAUUGUCUUUAGAUCUGAGCUGAUGUCGCGUUCAGGAGCGAGGAGCCACCUGUCUGACGUGUGUGUGUGUGUGUGUGUGUGACGUAUCUGACGUGUGUGUGUUUUGUCAGGAUGGCUCGCCUGGCGCUUUUCCUCUUCCUGGUUUGGACAGGAUCCCAGCUGACCGGAGCUUUAGUCUUUGAGAUCCACAUCCGGGUGGUUGAAGGCCGGGCCGUCACCCUGCCGUGCCGCGCCCCCAACAUGGAGGACCCCAUCAAAUACCUGGAGUGGAGCCGGACCGACCAGAAGAUGUCCUACAUCAUUCUGUACCGGGAACAGCGCUUCUUCCCGGACUUCCAGGACCGGGCCUUCCGGGAGCGAGCCGACCUGCUGGACCGGGAGAUGAAGGAGGGCCAGGUGUCUCUGGUUCUGAGGAACGCCUCGGCGGCCGACAGCGGCGUGUACGAGUGCCGGGUGGUGCAGGCGGUGGGGAGCCGCCAGAGGAGAUCGGUUCUGAUCGCUGAGCCCAACAUGGUCAUCAAGCUGAGAGUUGGUCCAGAAAAUCAACUCCAGGACGACGACGGCGGCGCCGCCUGGCUCAACAGGAACCAGGAAGAAGAUGAUGAUGAUGAAGAUGCGUACGUCCAGCAGUACCUGGCCUUCCUGCUGCCGGUCGUCGCCGUGACGGUUCCUCUGCUGGCGCUGACCACAUGCAAGUUAUUCAGGUCUUUUCUGUUGACGAGCUACAGAUCCGCCUCCAAGUGACCCGAGGAGGAAGUGCUUCUGACAACUUCCUGUUGGCUGUGGAGGGGAACGCUCUGCGACGCACAAACUCUAAAUAUGACCAAAUAUUCUUAGUCCAGUUCCACCUGGAGCUAAACGAGCAACUUUAUACGAAGAGCAUCAAACUGAUAUUUAAAUUCCAGGUUCUGGAUGUUGAGAUGCUGUUUUGGGAUAAUUUCACUUUAUCUGUUUGUUAAAGACGUUAAAUGAUCCUGAGGAGGUUUGAGCAUCACUGAGACAGAAUCUUGUUUUAAGUCAAUAGUUUCUUAGUGUUGGUUUUAAAAAUCUACUGAUUCCGCUGGCAGAUUAUUUCACUUAA